Molecule: messenger RNA, 12292 nt
Organism: Oncorhynchus kisutch (coho salmon)
Lineage: Eukaryota; Metazoa; Chordata; Actinopteri; Salmoniformes; Salmonidae
Product: UPF0606 protein KIAA1549L-like
Source: RefSeq, a predicted model, not a curated record
UAUUAUAAAGAGGUCACCUUUUUUAUGUUUUUUUUUUCUUCAUUUAAAUUGCCGUUAUCCUUGAAUGCCACCUUGUGGAUUAAGGUAGUAAAGGUAAAUGCUAUUGCUAUGUUCAGUUUAAAAUCAGAAUGGGAAUUCUCAGCUUCACACUUGAAUAUUCCCAGUAACACCCAACAUUUUGAAAUACCAAUUUCAGCACAUCAUGACCCAGGACUUGUACUGUAUCUCUUAUCCCCUCACCUCAUGUGAGUCCAUACCAUCUCUCUAAACUCUGACAGGUGUCUGUGUUUCCUACUCAGAAUCUGGAGAGAACACAGAAGCGGGCUUGGUGCAUUAUCCUUGGACCAUCAAACAGCAUCUAUACAUCAGCACUCAAUCUGACCGCUGAGAGAACGUGGCAACUGAACUCUGCGUCCAGCUUGCCCAUCAUCACCUCCAAUCUGACAACAGCAACCUGCUGGCACAACCACCAGAGGUCGUAACUCCCUCAUUACGGAUGCACACGCUUUCUCUCACACGCUUGACUUGGAGGAGUCAACUAAAACCGUGCAGAAAAUGAUUUCACACCCCAACAAUACAUUGUCACAACUGGCCCUAGAAGCUGGCCUGACCUUAUCGGUUUAAGGACAAUGGUUUUUGCUCUGAGCUAAAUGUUAGACGUGUGUACUUCUACCGCGCAUCUCAUAGUGCCGCGCUGCGCCGCAUAGUGAUGGGUGGACCGAAGGCAGCGCUCGCCGAGACUCAUCCCUAAAAAAAGCUCAAUGCCUCUUCCUCGGAGCCGCCGACAGCAGGCGAGACCCGUGGACCGCUUCAUUAACUGUCCAGACACGGAUUGAUUGAUCAGAUGUCUUGUUCACGACCGAAACUUCAACUAUGCAUUCACUGGAAACGCAAAUGGCUCCCAGUUUGAGGAGUGCGCGGAGAGAUUUCACCAAACUGCAUGCCUGCGGCGCGGCGGCUGGAGACGGGCGCUCACCGGGAUGGAUAAGAGUGCGAGAAGCAGGGUGGUAUCGGAGAACCAGGAGAAGAGAUGGAGCAGAAGGGAUGUCUGCAAACUGUCUGUUAUACAUAGGAAUGGUCUUACUUCUGUUGCAGUGUGCGCAGGCCACAGAGGAUGAGACAAACUACGACGCCUCUGGUUCUUCUGAUGUACCCAAUGACACAACAGCCUCCGCCCAUCCCAUUCACCCAUUGGCCGGCUUGCUGUUGGUGGAUGAGGAGCCUUUAUCAGUCGUCCAACCAGAUGGCAGGGCUGUGUCAGAGGGGGUGGGCCUGAGAGAGCAGCCUGCCUUCUCCUCCAUACUGACCCUGCUGGCGGAUAAACACCCACUGAGCUUGGUCCGAUCCAAGACCUCGCCAACCAUCAUCAAGGACAACAACCAAACCAGCCUGUGGCCUUCGGUUGCUCCCUUCUCUUCUUCUUCUUCUUCUGUGGAGCUGAGCAGAGACCUGUCUGACAGCUCAGAGACAGCGAUGGAGGAGUUAACUGUGGGAACAUCCAGAGAGACAGGGGUUAAUUUCCCCAAAGACAACGAGACCAGAUUAUCCCAAACAGGGAACCUCACCUUAGCCGACAGGCCUGCACUCACAACAUCACAGGUGUCACCUUUGACCCCUCGAGAGGACACAACGACUGCAUCCCUCCAGCUCACGACCGUGACCACCACAACCAUAGCUUCCACCACAACCACAACACAGCCAAUCACAGAGAGCCCAACCACGACAACAACACGCAGAACCACCACUGCUCCAGCCUCCAGGAGAACACUGUCACCUCCAAUCCCAAAGACCAAACCCAGAGGGACGACCACCCCGUUCCCCUUCACCACCACCACGGAGGCUCCACCCCGGCAGUGCAACGUCACAGAGAAGAUCUGGGUUAAAACAAUUCUGACCAUCCAUGUGAGAAGGAACCGCCUGGACAGCAUCCAGAGACAGAACCUGCGUAGAGGGCUGACCCAGGCUCUGAGUAGAGCUCUGAAUGACACCACUGCCCUGGCUCAGGUGGAGACUGUGUUUGGCUCUCCCAACGUGACGGUGGGCUACCACGUAAUUGGAGCAGACAUGGUGUACCCGCCCUCUGUGGUGGUCGAGGCACUUCACUCCUACGGCCGGGAUAGGCUGAUGGGUGACGUGCGACAGUUUGUCCCCAUGGUAACGGCGCUGCCCAACACAGCCGCACCAUGGAAACCCAGCCCAGCUAUCAGCCUCCAGCUCAAAACAGUUCUGCGCUUCGUAGGUCCAGGAGAUGACCCGCGUUCCUGUCGGUUCUCGCAGAUGAUGGAACAGAGGCUGGAGAACGUGUUCUCUGAGGCCCAGGCCAAAGUCCUGGACGUCCACACCAGACUCUCUGUCCAGAUGCUGAGUGUUUCUCAGUCAGUGGGUUCUCCUGCUGUGUCUCUGGUCUACAUGGUGAGGAACGGGACUGCCCCUCUCAACGGCACCGCCGCCUCUAACCUCCUGGGUCAGCUGACCGCAGAGAUGGUCGGCUACUUCCUGUUCUACCCACCGCUGGUCAUUGCUGAACCAUUGGAAUACCACAACCUCAAUACCUCCAUCGCUACCAGAGACUUCUGGGUAAUCACAGUCAUCCUGGAUGUGGAUAACUCAUCUCUGGAGAGCCAGUACCAGAGCUUUGCCAGUCUCAUGGAGCAGCGCCUGGCUGAGCUGUUUGUGGUUGCUCGCCAGCAGGGCACUCGCUUCAGGAGAGCCACCACUGUGGACAGCUACACUGUCCAGAUGGUGAGUAUCCGUCGAGUGAUGGGUCAGAAGAACCCAGCAGAGAUGACCUACUACGUUCAGCUGAAUGGUCUUCCCUUACCGGGCACGUCAGCCGCCAAGGUCCUGAACACGCUGGACUCUCAGACCAUGGCCCUCACACUGGGUUACUUCGUUCAGCUGCAGGCUGAACCCGUGGUGAAGAAUCCUCCAAACAAUCUGUGGAUCAUCGCAGCGGUGCUGGCCCCUAUCGCCGUGGUAACGCUCAUCAUCAUCAUCAUCACCGCCGUGCUCUGCCGGAAGAACAAGAGCGACUUCAAAGCCGAUGCCAUGGGCAACCUUAACCCCCGUGUCAAGACGUCAUAUCGGAGGGAUGUUACAGGAUAUUACCACCAGCCUGUCCAGGGGUUUGACUAUGCCAAGCAGCACCUGGGCCGCGUGCAGGGUGGGGAGGGAGAGACCCUCCCCGUGACCCAGGACACCCUGGUGCUGCCCCUGCCCAUCCGGGAAGCCCCCCUCUCCCUCUCCCUGGAGAAGGCCCUGCACCAGGACGGCACCGCCAACAAGAAGACCCUCAACUCGGACAUACGCAAGAGCAGGUUGCCGAGCGAGGACGGUUCCGUCAUCAGCAACGAAUCAGAGAAGCUCAACUCUGGUCGGGGCUCGGUGGCUCAGAAAGUCACAGCACAGCAGAAAUUGACAAAGGAGGAGACACGCAAGAAGAACGAUCCCUACGACACCUCGUUUGGUUCCCUGCAGCUUAUUUCCAUAAAGCCCAUGACUGCUCCGCCCACCUAUCACACCCCCGCCUCCUCUGACCGCAGCCAAGACUCAGCCAUCCUCAAUGGAAAUGGAGAGGUGAACCUAGCUCUGAAGCAGAAGUCCGACAUAGAGCACUACAGGAACAAGCUGAGGCUGAAGGCUAAGAGGAAAGGGUACUAUGACUUCCCCUCAGCGGACGGCAGCGGGAGUGGUAGCAGGGCGCUGGCACAGAGGCAGAGACACGGACAUGAGAGGGCACCUGGAGAGCAUGGCCCACCACUGGAGCCUGAUGAAGACCGAGCAUCCACCUACGUCAAGUCCAGCAGGAGACACUCUCAGGUGAGGCAGCGGACCUAUCGGAGCAGGCAGAGCCUGAACAGCCCGAGUACCGGAGGAACAGAGAUGGACUUGCUGGUUAUGAGGGAGAGACCCAGGAGAGGCAUCAGGAACAGCGGCUAUGACACUGAACCGGAGCUGAUUGAGGAGACCAACGUGGAUCGUCUGAUUGGCCCACGGGGGGGUUAUGUCUGCCCCAGAGGGGUCAAAGGUCACUCAGAGACCUCCACGUUGAGCUCCCAGCCGUCCAUCGACGAGGUACGCCAGCAGAUGCACCUGCUCUUGGAGGAGGCCUUCAGCCUGGCCUCAGGGGGACAAUCCUCCACAGCCGGACGCCACCACCACUCCCAUCAUCCCCACCCCCACCACGGUUACCACCACGGCCACUACAGCCCCGGACCUCCACCCCUGCCCUACUCUGACGUGGUGACCAGUGCCCCGGGAACCAUGAGCCGUGGCCGAGGAGGAGGGCUGCAGUGGAUGCCGGCGUACGGAGCAGACAUGUAUCAGUGCAGCCUCCCCAAACCUGCCUUUAGGUUCACCCAGCUUCCUGACAUGGUUAUGACCUCUCCUCCACCCCCUAUUCCCCCUCGCACCGGCCCUCCUCCUGGGACCUCUCUAAGACGCUCGUCGCCUGACCUGGGGUCCACGGCCAGGAUCUCAGAGUCUGGGACCAACAUGAUGGACAUGCAGACCCAGCAUAAUGACAGCAGCGCCCCCUAUGUCUCUCUCUCUAGAGCAGCACUCCCCUCAGUCCCCCUCUCCAGAGCAGCACUCCCCUCAGUCCCCCUCUCUAGAGCAGCACUCCCCUCAGUCCUCCUCUCCAGAGCAGCACUCCCCUCAGUCCCCCUCUCCAGAGCAGCACUCCCCUCAGUCCCCCUCUCCAGAGCAGCACUCCCCUCAGUCCCCCUCUCCAGAGCAGCACUCCCCUCAGUCCCCAUGUCCAGAGCAGCACUCCCCUCAGUCACAGCAGAACAGCCGGUGUUCACCUACUCAGGAAACCCCAUCACAGCGGUGUACGCCAUCCCAGCCUCGCGGUCGGGUUACUCUGAGUACUUUGCCUCCACGCCCCCAUCCUCCUACCACAGCCCAUCCUGGAUGUCCUACCCCCCUGAGCCUGAGGACGUGCCCCCCCAGUGGGCUGACUCUGUGGCUCUCCCGGGGUACGUGGAGGCCUUCCCUCAUCCCCGCUACCCUCAAGGCAGCUCCCCCAGACUCCCCCUACACUACGGUCAGGCCAUGGAGCCACCCCCCACCCCGACCACCGCCACGUCCCAGAAGAGCCUGCCCGAUGCGGGGGAGCCCAGAGACAGAGUCCCCCUCAGCAGUCUCUCCACAUCCGCCCUGGUCCAGGCCAUCCGCCAGGAGGUGGCAAAGCUGGCCAAGAAGCAGACAGACAUGUUUGAGUUCCAGGUGUAAUCCCUCUAGUGGCCGGGAGGUGGAAUUGCAGCACUCUCUUUUCUGAACAUGCUGUAACACUAGAGACAAAACAAACUCUCAAACUCAACUUUUUUGACAUUUGUAUAUUAAGACAGAUAAAAGCCUCUUUCUUUCUAUUUCUCUCUCUCUCCCACCUCUCUCAAAGUGGGAAAAUCCCACGUUUCUCUGAUGUGUUUCAUCACCAUGCUGUUAUUUUGGAGUUACUGAAGAGUGAAAGUGUUCUAUCUCAAACUGUCAGUCAUCUCUUCUUAACGAUGUCUCUAUAGUUACAAUACCUGUUUCUUUACAUUGUACAUAUGUCAUCCCCACAUCUAAAGACCUGUAAUAAUGAAAGAAGUCGAGGGCAGGCAGACCGUGGCACUAAAUCCUCCAAACACCGGUUUCGAGGGCAUCACUUUUAUACAAUGUGUUACCAACAUAUUCAAAUAAUGAUUGACAUUAUUUUUUUAAAUUAAUUUAUUCAUACUAUUACAUCCUUCUACAAGAUAUAGUCCCGACACAAAUCUAGCCGGCUUGUCGUUCGUUCUAUCAGUUCGGUUGCUACAGUAGAGAAGCGACACAGAGUCUUUCAGUCAUUUGUUCUAAAUGUUCCGUUUCCAUGCUGGCUGGCAACGUUCUUAUCCCUUUCUUUCCUGUUAGCCAACUAAGGCUAACUUACAGCUAGAAUAACAGCUGGCUGGCAACGUUCUUAUCCCUUUCUUUCCUGUUAGCCAACUAAGGCUAACUUACAGCUAGAAUAACAGCUGGCUGGCAACGUUCUUAUCCCUUUCUUUCCUGUUAGCCAACUAAGGCUAACUUACAGCUAGAAUAACAGCUGGCUGGCAACGUUCUUAUCCCUUUCUUUCCUGUUAGCCAACUAAGGCUAACUUACAGCUAGAAUAACAGCUGGCUGGCAACGUUCUUUUCCCUUUCUUUCCUGUUAGCCAACUAAGGCUAACUUACAGCUAGAAUAACAGCUGGCUGGCAACGUUCUUAUCCCUUUCUUUCCUGUUAGCCAACUAAGGCUAACUUACAGCUAGAAUAACAGCUGGCUGGCAACGUUCUUAUCCCUUUCUUUCCUGUUAGCCAACUAAGGCUAACUUACAGCUAGAAUAACAGCAAAGUAGUUGCAUUUGUUUUAGCUGUUUUCUAGAGAUAUUUAUUUGGAUAAAUCCAUAACAAUGAGCUAAUGAGGCUCGAUUUGUCCUGGCAUACAAAAUGUGCUCACUUGUCAGGACACUGUUGUUCAGAGAGGCUAACCAACAACACAGCUAACACAAUCACUUCAAACUGAAGCUGGAAAGACUGCAAACUAGCGGCACUUCGUUUCAUUUGACCUUUUUUCAAUUUACAUUUCUUUGUAUAUAUCCAUAAAAACGAUACCAGCUGAUUCAUGAUUUUGACUUGUUGAGAAACGCUGCCUGUCUGUCUUGUCCCGACUCCCAACAUGUUCAUUACUAUGGGACAGCUGGAGGUUGAAUUUGAAUAUUGAAACAAUGUUGCAAAUGUCGGAGAGACAGACAGCAAGGUUUAUACAAAUCUCUGCUGUUGAAAACUAAAUGUUAGUCUAAAGGAAAUGUGAGACAAUGUCUAGAUGCUUUUUAUAGUGGAGAUUAUGUUUAUAAAUUGCUUGGCUGGGAUGAUGAGACAGUGGAUUGCGCAGUCAUAUGGAACAGAGUAAAUAGACAUUUUAACAUCAUAGAUUUAGCCGGUGGUAACUUGUGGAAUAGACAUGCGGUUUUAACCAAUCGGCAUUCAGGAUUAGACCCACCCGUUGUAUAAUGUGUAUAUAUAAGCAUGUAAAGGGAUGCCAUGUAUCUUAGCUCUUUUUAUAGAACAAGUCCAUUUCAACUAAAAGAGAGACUUCUGUUUUAUUGUCAUCUCCAAUGGCCCUGAGUAUUCCAUCCUCUGACUGAGAGGGGAUUUAGCUUAUGUUCUUCAAUGACAAUUGAGAUCUGAGUCAGAUUCCCUUUUCCUGUGCUCAGCCAUGUCUUCUAAGUAUCAUUUCAAGCAGUUUGAAAACAACAUGACCACAAAUUACAUUGGACCACAAAUUAGGCACAAUUGAAGUCAGUAGAUUUAAAGAAGGGUGUUGAUUUUCUCCUAUGAAAAGGAGGUGCUGGUAUUGUAUAUGAAUGGAUAUGAAUAGUGAGUUGAGAUCUGACACCAUGUUUGGAAGACACACCUGUCAGAACACAUGUGCCUCAUAAACUGUGAUUAUUGUGUCGACAAACACUUGAAUCUGAAGGAUGCCAACAACAAUUUCACUUGUUUCUUGACGAUGCCUCCAAACUGCCUUUCACAACGUGAACAUGAUCAGAAAUCCAGUACUGUAGCCCUUUUCUUGGACACAGUAAAGUUGGACUGGGUUUAACACAACUGUAAAUGUAAUGUGUUUCUUAACAGAAAGGAGAGAGGACACUUUAAAUGCUGACACAGUGCUCAGUUAGAUUUCUCUUUUCUUUAGAAAUCAAAGAAAUCAUAAAUUGGCCACAGAAUCCACUCAGCAAAUGUUAGAGAAAGUAUGUAUUGCACUGUAAUGAUUCUAUAUAACAGAGUGUCAUAUCUGUGUUCUACACAAUACAUUUCUACAUUCUGUAAUGUUUUUUCUUCUAGUAAUGAUCAGAUAAGACAAAAAGCAGACUGACUCUUUGACAUUUUAGGACUGGAGAUGUGCAUCUCUGGUUUAAUGCACAAUAUCCCCAGGAUUGAUGGCACAAGGUCCUCUAGUAGGUAUAAUGAUACUAUACAGUUCAUAUGGACAGUGGUGGACUGGGACACUGUUAACUACAUAGAUAUUAGUUUGACCUUUGAAGACCAAGGUGCUCUGUCAGCAGUGCAUUCUUUACAUCAUAUUGUGAAUGUCGAUCCCAAUGACUUUGAUCUCCUCCUUGAUGAUUGUACUGUAACUUUUUAUUUUUAACGAGAACCAGCUCAAAUGCACUUUAUGCUAUAGGUGUAUGUCUGUUAUGUUAACUGUUGCUGGACAGGAAGGUGAAACGGUUAGGGCAGCUCCCAGUCCUAAGUUUGGUCCUCUACAUGGAGUCUGGCUUUCAUUCUCUCGUUCCCAGUGAGUGAACACACCUUGUCUGAAGCUCCUUUUCAGUACAGUAUUCAUACAGUGGCCCUUGGUAUUCUAAUGGGUGGACAAGACAUGCAUGAGUCUACACAUGGAAACCAAGGCUGAGAUGAGCCUGGUUUGAUUAUCUUUGAUAAGAGGAACAAGUGAGAGGGGGAAGAGUGUAAUCGUUUUGGUCACAGUAUACCAAAGGAUGGGUGGAAGAGCAUAUCACCUCACACAUCAUAGGUGGUAUUGCAACACAAAAAUAAACUGUUCAAAUGAAAAGUUGUCCCAAAAAUGUAACACAUUUUCUCCUUCUGUGUUUAUCAUGACGACACAUUAUUGCAUUAUUUCAGAUGUAGGUUAUAGUUUUUCACCCUGAUUUCCUUUUUUACUGACCCCCUGUACAGUAGAGUUUCUGUUUCAGAUGCACCCUGGGAGAUUGAGUUUUCCAGCCCGUCCUGUGUGUCUGAGUGUAAAUAGGAGAGGAAUACUCUCUCUUACUGUAACUCCAAACCAGAACUCUGUUGCUUUUCUGUUUCCAGCAUCUCUUUUGCUGAUGGACUGACAACACUCAUGGUUGAGGAUGGACGGUUAUGUUAUCAUAUAGCUGCAGUAUUGUAAAAUGAAACCCUUUCUGUCUGUUCUGUAGAUGCUGACCAGUUUUGUGAUGAAAUGAACACUUUUCACAUUUGAAUGCUGAUACAUCAGUCUGAAGAGAGAAACAGGAUGGCAGAUUAUGCGAUUUGAAUCUUUGCAGAUUAACUCAAUAAAAGGGAUGACAGAUUGGCUGUUUGAUGAAGAAUGUGGUUUGUGACUUUAAUAUAUGAUUUACUUAUGAACAUAAAUAGUUGUUAGUCAAGGUAAUUCUGAUGAGAUACAAUCAUUAUAGUUUUUUCCCUGAUUUGAAUCCUUCUCUUCUCAGUUGUUGGAUGACAGAUGUAUGAAGGUUGCUUAGGAAGUAAUCUAUAAUGGGAGGGAAAGAGAAUCAAUCAAUUUAUAAAAGUGUUGGCACUAAUUUUCCAAAUAGGUCUAACAUUGUAAUAGACAACAGCAUCAGACCCCCCAAACUGUCUGUCUGUCACAUAGACCUAGAUAGGUCUACAAUACGAAACAGCGCGUUGAAAGUCAGAUUGUCAUAUGAAAAAAAUAGCACUGUAUUUUACAUCUCCCGUGAUCUAAAGGCUCUCCCAUCUGCUCUCCCAACUCCAACUCCAUCAUCAGGAUAGCCAGCUCGUUGACUUCGUCCAUUUCGCUCCUCCUGGCCACAUGGAUACCGGUCGGUGGACUAAACACCUCCAGAGGUUGGUAGUUGUUCACCACUAGGAUGCCCGUGUCAGGCCACCGCUCCGUGUCUCUAACAGGCUGCUGCUGCUUCUCUUGCGCAUUGCAAUGAUUAUGGUCCUGCAAAAUGGAGGUCCAAAUAUCCCCGCAUGCGUUGGACUGGUCAUAGAGAGAGGGGAAGAAUCUGGAUUUGUUGGCAUUCAUCUUGUUUUCACUUUUCAGUAGGUCAUGAAUUCAGAUUUGUUUGGAUUCGAAAGAUGAAUGCACCUGGUGGUUCUGGAACCAUUACCUCAAGUUCUCCAUGUUCUAAACCUUUUGUUGCAUUGUAAUGUGUGCAGUAGGCUAAACCAGUAGGCUAAACCAGUAGGCUAAGCCAGUAGGCCAAACCAGUAGGCUAAACCAGUAGGCUAAACCAGUAGGCUAAACCAGUAGGCUAAGCCAGUAGGCCAAACCAGUAGGCUAAACCAGUAGGCUAAACCAGUAGGCUAAGCCAGUAGGCUAAACCAGUAGGCUAAACCAGUAGGCCAAACCAGUAGGCUAAGCCAGUAGGUUAAACCAGUAGGCUAAACCAGUAGGCUAAACCAGUAGGCUAAACCAGUAGGCUAAGCCAGUAGGCUAAACCAGUAGGCUAAACCAGUAGGCUAAACCAGUAGGCCAAACCAGUAGGCUAAACCAGUAGGCUAAGCCAGUAGGCUAAACCAGUAGGCUAAACCAGUAGGCUAAACCAGUAGGCUAAACCAGUAGGCUAAGCCAGUAGGCUAAGCCAGUAGGCUAAACCAGUAGGCUAAACCAGUAGGCUAAGCCUAAUGCUAAAAGGAAACAUUUAAUCAAUACAUUAAUUCACCCUAUUGCAGGAGAACUUUCCUUCAAAAUAAAAUAAAAAGGCUUCUGGAGUUUGUACAUUUCAGACUUGAUAAUCCCUUAUGAAAAAUGUAUCAACCCCUACACAAAUGUAUUAUAAUCCACAUAAUAAUUAACAUUUCCUGUUGGCGCAUAAGAAUCUCUGAAAAUAUGAUAUAAUGAGCACAUCAAGUGUAAGUUAUUUAUAAUAAAGUUGGAUUCUAUUGUAUGUGGCCUUUCUAAUCCACUAUCAGGUGUUGUUGUCACUAAGUUGAUCUGUCAAUGGCAACAUGUAGUGUCAAAGGUGAUCAAGGUGUCUUUUGCAAGGCAGCUCUGUAUCUCACAAUGACACAACAAUUCAACUAAACGGCAGCAUAGUAGCAUAGAAAUACACUAAAGACAAAAUAAAUAGACAAAACACAAUCAUGAAAAACAACCAUUGGACAAGUUCAGGUAGUACCUCCCGUUUGGAAGUGCUUCAAUCUGUUUUGUGUCUAAUUAACAUUUACGUCCCUGUUGUAAAGAGGUUAGGUACACACUCGUUAACGUUGUCUUAGUCUUGUAACAACAAGGUUUACAGACAGCAUUGGUUUCAGAUGAAGUUAUUGAAACAAUAGUAUACAUUUAUAAAGUAUUCAAAACUUUAUUGGUAUGUAAACACAUGACAUUAACACGUUCAAAUGACUGAGGGUCAGCGUCAACAACCCAGGAGGCCAAAGAUAUCAUGUCACAAUAUUACUGUUGUAAAACACAGACAUUCUUUGGAAUUACACAGAAUGGAAUUUCACAUAACAAUAAAAGAAGGUUCCUUUGAAUCACUAAUCAAUUUGACUGUAGAAUUGUUGGUUUAGAUUCAAAUGAACUGUGCAGUUCCAGCGAACCAGACCUGGCUGACUGGCUUUCCCUCAUGUCUCUGUCACGUACAUGAAAGAUAAAUGCAGCCACCCACACACACCAUGGCAUUAAACAGUAGGUCAUGAAUUCAGAUGUGUUUGAUGUGAAAGGUGAAUAAACCUGGUGGUUCUGGAAACUUAGGAUAUUUUUGUUAAGGCAAAUAUAGGUGUUAUAUCUAAACGUUAGCCUACAAUUGGCCCAAAAACUCCCUUCAAAAUGGAUUGUAUUGUUGCCAACUUGGUUCCCUCUCUCUUUUGGUCACAAGGAUUGUAGUCUACACAUGCCAUCUCCUGAAAGAUGUGUUUGAUAUGGCCUUUGGCCGCCUUUCCUUCCAGUUCUCUGCUGCCAAUGACUGGAACGAAUUGCAAAAAUCACUGAAGCUGGAGACAUAUCUCCCUCUCUAACUUUAAGCAUCAGCUGUCAGAUCAGCUUACCGAUCACAGUACCUGUACACAGCCCAUCUCUAAAUAGCAACUACCUCAUCCCCAUAUUGUUAUUUAUUCUCUUGCUCUUUUGCACCCCAGUAUCUCUACUUGCACAUAAACCUCUGCACAGUUAUCACUCCAGUGUUAAUGCCAAAUUGUAAUUAUUUCGCCUCUAUGGCCUAUUUAUAGUCUUACCUCCCUCAUUUUCUACAUUUGCACACACUGCAGAUAGAUUUUUCUAUUGUGUUAUUGACUGUAGGUUUGUUUAAUUGUAACUCUGUGUUGUUGUUUGUGUCACAGUGCUUUGCUUCAUCUUGGCCAGGUCGCAAUUGUAAAUGAGAACUUGAUCUCAACUGGCCUACCUGGUUAAAUAAAGGUGAAAUAAAAAAUAAAAUAAAUAAAUAUGGAACCAAAGAAAGCCUGAUAUAGAUUUUUUCAUUCAAAUGUAAGUAUAAAACCGUAUUGUACUGGAUCAUAUGAAUGAUUAGUAGGCAUAGUAGAUAACAGAAAGACUAAAUCCAAAGCAUAUGAAACAAUGUAUUUAUUUAAAGAU